AUGAAUCUCUUCAAGCUUUCUGCGAAAACCCUAGCCAUCCUCGGUCUCCUUAUUGUCAACAACCUGGUCAUCGCCAGUCCGCUGAACAUCACUUCUGCGGACCCAUCUGAAGAACCAUCUGACGACCCUUCUGACGAACCAUCUGGCAAACCUGACAACCCACAGGACAACCCAUACUAUAGAUGCGAUCCGGGCAGAGGACACGGACAAUUUAGUCCGAUGUACUACAGCGAACAGCCAUGGCCCGACCGUGGCAGAGGGAAAAUAGACUCGACAUUUCACGGCCUCGAUAACGCAGUGUAUUUUGACCAGUCAAGAGAUAUCAAAAAGACAAAUGCGAUUGACCUCCAAUACUGUCUCAACGACAUGUACCACGGCAUCUAUGAAGAAGAGCCCGGCAUCACCGACGAGGAACAUCACAGACGCUCUCGUAAGGGAGGAUACAGAACCGAAGGUUGGUAUUGUCGCGGCAAUUUCUUCGAGCUCGGCUUCAAGGGACUCCUGGGCAUUUGGCCAGCAUGGAAAACGGUCGAGGCCUGUAGAGGUGAAAUUACGAAAGCAGCGAUAGCAGGCAGACCUUGGGUUAGCUGUCAGGUGCGUUCUCACCCGUUUAGUAAAAUGUGGUUUGGAUGGAGCCCUGCCCAUUGCAAGAUGCGCUACAGGAAAGACCCAGAAUGUUAUUUCUAUGGAGUAGGGGAAGUCCAGAUUGAGGGGAACCCCAAAUAUGAAAGCUGCAUGCAUCCGCCUUGCCCAGAAAUGUGUCCGAAGGGUGUGGGAAUGGAGCCAACUUCACAGCCAACUUCACAGCCAACUCCAGAGCCAACUUCAACUGCAAAGCAAAAUGCAGCGCCAACUUCGAAGCCAACUUCGAAGCCAGCUCCAGAGCCUGAUGACCCGAAACCAACUUCAGAGCCUGGCGGCCAGAAGACAGCGCUAGAGCCAGUCUGUACAAACUAUUGCGGCGGGCCUAGCAAGGCUUACAACGGGACGAAUAAUGUCCCUCGAUAG
Messenger RNA from Cercospora beticola, 1008 nucleotides. RefSeq names its product PT domain-containing protein. Lineage: Eukaryota; Fungi; Ascomycota; Dothideomycetes; Mycosphaerellales; Mycosphaerellaceae. The record is from RefSeq and is a predicted model, not a curated record.